This is a messenger RNA of Papilio machaon (common yellow swallowtail), 2009 nucleotides long. RefSeq lists its product as uncharacterized. Lineage: Eukaryota; Metazoa; Arthropoda; Insecta; Lepidoptera; Papilionidae. The record is from RefSeq and is a predicted model, not a curated record. The coding region runs from base 544 to 1935 and encodes 463 amino acids. The transcript has 2 exons.
CAAAAUAAUGUAAAAUGUUAAUGUUUGUUUAUGUUUAUUUAUAUAUUAAUAAUGAUUACCAUUCAAUAUUUAAAGUAAAUAAAAGUUCCAAUCAUAAUAAACUACAAAAUCUGAUUCUGCCACUAGUAAAAUACAUUAUAAAGGUCAACCUUGUUUGGAUGUAGUGUAUAAUAGAUCGCAGUUUUCCGUCUUAUGCUCCACCCUAUAUUAUCUGGUAUGUAGACCUUAGAGCCAUGACACUGUGCCAAGGUAGAGUCCGCAGCAGCCUUUGUUGCUGCACGAAUAACUCGUUCGUCGGGUAAUUCCCCGAAUACAUUAUAGACAGAGGCUAAGCAACAAUUCGUGGAAGGAGAGCGCUCGUGUUACGAACACAGGUCGCGCCAUCGACAAAGCUGAUUCAGAUGUUUGACGACGUACACUUUGUAAUCGACUCUCAGGCUAUUUACGAAGCGACCCUUUAUCAUCACUCGGAAGCGUUGAUUUAAACUUGCAACAAGUGCGUAUAAAAUAAUUAUUUAUUGUUAAGUAAAAUAUAUCGAAAACAUGUCAUGGAACGUGUUCUGGGAGUUGGGCGUCGAAGAAACGCAGCCGGAAAAACCACGCAUCACGAAGCCUUGUGCAGUGGUAAGGCCAAACUUCCUUAGUUUAUCCACUGAAGUGUGCCCCCUUGAGGUUGCAGAGCCUAGUGAAACCGCGGCACUUAAUCCGACCACGGCGUCCAGUGCGGCCCCGGUCACCUUUGCAGGCCAGACGACUACUGGAGGUACGAGAACCCUUGCAGUCUUGAGAUCCGAUGGAAACCCGGAGUCUAAUACAGAGACAAAGCACAUUCGGUUGACAAUUUCAAAUAAACCAACCUGCAAUGAAUAUGCCAGCGAGGGUUGUAAACUCUAUAUACGGCGAAUUGUUAACCACUGCAUAGCUAAUGAACAGUUACUGUACCCUCACAGCGAUAUAGUACAUGUACUAAAAAGAAAAUUGAAGAUUAGAGGAACUUUAAAAGAAUUUAAAAGACGACUCUGCAAAAUGGGUUACUUUUGGUUUGUGACAAAAAACAGCCCAAACAAAAACAUUCUUGUGGAGAGCGCAGCGUUAAGGUUACAUCGCGAGGAAUAUUUACAAACGAUACAGAGAUACCGCGCAGAAGGACGGCCCAUUAUUUAUUUGAGCAAAUAUUUCGACUAUUUCUCACAACGAGGCCGUGAUCGUUGUAACACGUUUACUCUGAACGCCAACUCUGGUACCGGGCUUGCACCGCAUUCUAUCGAUAUGUACGAAAUCGCGAACAAUAACAAUUUGGAACAAGAACAAUUUUUAAUAUGCCAAAAUUGGAUUCGCCAAAGGGUCAUUCCGAACAUUCCGCCGAAUGCGGUGAUCGUUUUGGUAAACUUACCGUGCCAGAAUAAAUUAUUAAGCCCUCCCCCCCGGCCAGAUGCAACUAAACUGCAAAUGCGAUCCUGGCUUCUAAUGAAUGGAGUACCUAUACAAUUGAAUAUGUACAAACCUCAAUUGUAUCAGUUAAUCCUAAAAUCCAAGGACAAGGUGAAAAGAUAUGCGAUCGACGAGUUGUUCAAGGGCCGUACGGGAGGAGAUCACCCGGUGUUGCGUUGUCCGCCGCAACAUUACGACUUGGAUAUAUCGCAUCUGUUUUGGUCGGAUGCUUUUUACAAACUCAUACCGAGACCGCGCGCCAUUAGAGACGCAUUGUAUGAUUCGAUACAGAAUCACCUUUUUCACAUGACAGUUAGUAAAUUGAAUUUGCUGCAGAGACAGUUAAUUGAGAACGAAAGAGAUUAUGCAAGGUGCGAUUUGGAUUUCGAUACGUUGACGGACCAUUUCAAGCUUGCCUGCGAUCAGUCUCCAUAUCCGCUGGACUUGGAUCUACUUAACCUGGACACACGCACUCUCGUCGUUUCGUCGGCAAUAAUGCAUUAAACAUUACAUUUCAAAAAUAUGAAAGUUUAUUAAAAAUCUUAUGCAUUAUAAAUUAUGAAGAAAGAAAUCUGAUA